CAUAGCAACUUACACAAAUUUCUUUUUUACUUCGUCACAAACAAAUUCACUACAAAAUGACCAACUACGAGCAGAUCGCCAAGGAGGCCGAGAUGGACCUCAACACCUACCAGGCCAAGACCGGCAACGCCCGUCCUCAGGAUGUUGAGGGCGCUGGUGUUAACCCCCAUGCUGAGAACAAGUUUGAGAGCGCUCAGGUGGAGUUUGGCGAUGAGCUGAGCACAAACGCCGGCUACAACAAGCGCAUUCCCCCAAGCGAGGGUGGCAUCGUCGACGACAAGGGCCGACAAACCCGUGGUCAGCACUACGAGGGCGAGGGCGGCCCUCUCGACAAGCUCUCCAAGGCCAACGACGAGCGCGGCGGUUACAACGACAACGAUGUUGUCGGCGCCAACGUCAAGAAGACCUCCGGCCUCGGAGCCGCUGACGAUCUCGCCUCAAAGGGCCAGGAAGCCCAGCGCGCCAACGUAGGCCGCAACCCUCCCGGCCCCGGUGGCUCUCAGUUCAAGGGCGAGGAUUACUACCAGCCUGAGAGUGUUCCUGACAGCAUCUCUGCUGAGGGUAACAUUGCUCCCGAGAGCGUGAUUGAGGCUAGCCGAGAAGCUGAGCGACCUUGAACGAAACAAAAAUGGAAUGGAAUGGAAUGUAUGGUACGGAUGGGUUAAUAGCGGGCGCCUGUAUGAUAUGAUAUGUUCAUAAUUUGAACCGCCAUGAUUU
Molecule: messenger RNA, 717 nt
Organism: Fusarium oxysporum Fo47
Lineage: Eukaryota; Fungi; Ascomycota; Sordariomycetes; Hypocreales; Nectriaceae
Exons: 2
Coding region: 57-617 (186 amino acids)
Source: RefSeq, a predicted model, not a curated record